Messenger RNA from Ectocarpus sp. CCAP 1310/34, 557 nucleotides. The record is from the annotation of a GenBank genome assembly. NCBI's taxonomy places the organism in Eukaryota, Phaeophyceae, Ectocarpales, Ectocarpaceae.
ACCGAAAGAAAAACACACAGAGAUAUGGGCCGCUCACGACGUUCUGCUCCCGCACGCCGGCCGGCGCCACGAAGGGAAGGUGUCAGCGUCUAGUAUGGUUUUUUCUGGAGGGAUGCGAAUUAUUUUCUUUGUACGAUGCACACCAACUCUUAUUUCGCGUUGAUGGCCAGGUGAGCAAUGUGCCGCCGUGCCGUUAUACCCCGCAGUCAACUCGAUGCCACCAUCUGUAGAUAAUGCGCCAUGGCCACGUCCGGGCUUCCCUUCAAAGCCCACCCUUGCAUUCGCCUCGACAGGGUGAUUGGUUGCUCCGGAGCUGGACAAGAAACUUCCCGCCUCUUUUCCCAUGCAGUUGCAUGUGUUGGACGUGCGCGUUGGACCUGUGCCCUCUCAUUUUUGAAGAGAGGCAUGAUGUGUAAGCAUCGAUCUAGAAGGAUUACACGCGUCCAGCAGGGUGGAUAACCGCGAAUUGAACCACAUGGGCGGGGACGAGAUUGACGACCUGCAACGGAAUAUUACGGCCCUCAUGGACCGAAUGUGCGCCGCCGGCUCGCGCCCCG